Messenger RNA from Portunus trituberculatus (swimming crab), 9920 nucleotides. RefSeq lists its product as uncharacterized. Lineage: Eukaryota; Metazoa; Arthropoda; Malacostraca; Decapoda; Portunidae. Gene Ontology annotation, molecular function: nucleic acid binding. The record is from RefSeq and is a predicted model, not a curated record.
AAUCCCGUGCCAUGUUUAUCGUCUGCUUGCUCUCUCAGUAGUGCAAAUGGAGUAAGAAUGAGUGAGUGUCGGGGAACGGGCGCUGGUGGAAUUUACGCAGCAAAAUGGGCGACCGAGCCAGGAGCCUCACCAUUGACGGCGUGCGGCUGAUCAAGGACCUAAAGGUGGUGGAGCUGAAGGCGGAGUUGGAGCGUCGGGGGCUGACCAAAUCCGGCAGCAAGAAGGAGCUGCAGGAACGUUUGCGUAGUAGUGUACAGUUUGAGAACACAAAAUCAAAGGCAACAGCCUCAGUCAAUGAAGAGGAUGUCCCUAAUAGAUGGCUACAAAAUGAGCCCAACUUAGAUAACAACGAUUACAUACGAGAAUACUUCCAGUCCCAGAAGGCUCUUUAUCGGCAGCAGAUAGAAGUUAGAAGACAGUAUAGAGAAACUGCAACUACUACAGUUCCUGGGACCUCUGAGGUUGUCGGUGGUUCAACCACUGAUACUCAUCAGCCAUCAACUCCACUACCACCAGAACCACAGCCCACACAGGUGACUGAGGCCAAGGUAAGAAAGUUGAAGAUUGAAGCACCACCACUACCAGAGUCUCCCUCUACCUCCAACUGCAGUAGGCCCAGCAGGAGCUCUGCCCGUGCUGCUCGAGUCCUCAGUCGAGUGUCCCUUGAAGAUUCGGAGGAGGAUAACUCAGAGGAGGAAGACCACCACCAUCACCGCCCUCAACCACCACGCAGGUCGCGCAAGCGCUCAGUCCGACAUAUCCCAGCCUAUCACGAGAGUUCUAACCACCAUCCAGGCCACACCUCGUGUGAAGCUGUUUCUCCUGAUCUUAAAGACCGUGUACCAUCUCUUAAAAUUAAACUGCCAGAUGCUGUGCCUAAUAUCACUGACGAAUUACCAAAGAGAAAAGAAGACAGUUCUAGUGCAAAGAGAGAAUCUAUCCAUUUAUCUGAUAACAGGGUUGGUGUUGCAAACCAAGCUUUGAGUAGAAAACAUUUAACUGAACCAGUGAAAGAGGUGUGUGCUCCAGAGGUUUCUACAUCUUUGAGAGUACCAGUGACUUCAGUUGUCAGUGGUGACACUCCUGAUGGAAGAUUGUCUUUAAAAGUCAUUCCACCUGUCUCUCCCAUUGGAAAGACUAAAGAAAGGGAGCAAAAGUAUCCUAGUGAAGAUACUUCUGUGACAGCUUUAAGUGCAGAAUUACAACCUGUUGUGUCAUUGAAAAGGAUACAGCAAGGUGGUGAACAGACUGUUUUGAAAUCAUCUGGAAAACCAGAGGUCUUAGCUAAGUCUUCUCAUAUUAACAGUCAGAGUAAGUGUAUAAAUUCAAAUGCCCCUAAUAUAGACAUACAUGAACAACAAGCAAAGGAGAAAGUAAAAGAACCUGAAAAUAAGGACAAGUUAUCUUCUGUAACAUUACAACAGAAACACAAAGUUGUCAAAUCAACACCAGUAAGUGAAGCAUCUGCUAAACUUGAGAGUGCUGGAGAUGCCUUACCAAUUAUUGAAACACAUCCUGUAGUGCACAAGGCAAGUGACACUAAGAGGGUUUCUGAAAGUGUGUCAGUAAAGGAUGAGUGUGAUCAGUAUAGUGGUAGUACAGUACUACAAAACAUAAAGAAAGUUGAAAAGGCAAAGAAGUCAGAUUAUAGUACAUUAGAGGUCACAAAACAUUCGUCCAAUAUAGUUGCAAGGGAAGGGAAUACAUCUAAGCUACCAAGUUCUGUGAUUAUAAGCAAGCUUGAUAACUUAACUGUCCCAGAAGUUUCAGCAAAGAAAGCUGAUGGGGAAUCCAGAGAUCUGUUGAAAACUAAUGAAAUAAAAAGUUUGGGUGAAAUAAGAAAAGCCCUCACCAGUGACAGUCUUUCUAUUGAAAUUGUUAAUGUUCACAAAGGUGAAACAGCCAGAAAAGAUUGUCUGGAAAUUGAAGAAACCUCAACAAAAACCUCUGAAUCUUCAUCCCAUACAUUUGUAGGUCCUGCCCCAAAGGUUCCAUUAGCACAGGGUCCUGUAAAAGCUAAGAUUUGGGAGAAGUUACUUGACACUGCACAGAAAAAGGGAGACCCAGUGAAAGACUUCUCUAAACAGGGAUCUAAGGAUUCAUCACCAAAAAGUGAUACUGAUCAAUCAGAAAAACCAGAAUCUCACAAACAGAAAAGAGAAAGUUUAAAGGAAGUUGAAAAGGAAUCAGAACAAAGGUCUGACAGUAAUUUGAGUAGUGUUUCAUCUGAAAACCAGGAAACCAUUCUCAAGAAGCUUGUUAUCACUAAAGUUUCGGAUUUUGAACCAACAUCUCAUUCUAUCACCAGUCUUCUGUCCACAAGUAAUAAAGAUAGAGAAAGAGAAAGAGGAGGCAUAAAGGAAAUAAAAAGACUACAUCUUGGAGAAGAAAGUGGAACAGAAGAGUUGCAGAAAAGUAAUUUGUCAAGUUAUACUCCUCCCUUACUACUGAGUACAUUGUGUGGUGGUAAAGAAUCUAACCCAAGUGUACAAUCAGAAAUUACACAGCAAAGUAAGGCUCUUGCAGUCAGCUGUAGUAUUAAAACCCCUUUAGUGUUUGCAAGUGAAACUGAAUCUGAAAUCCAAAAGUUACCACAUUCACAGUCAGAAAAGACUACUAUUCAUAGUGUUGAGAAAGUUAUCCAAGAGCAGUCUCCUGUUGAUACAAAUUUAGAUGCUUCUAAACAUUCUGAUUUUGUGGACACAACUCUAUCAGUUCAGCCCAGUGCAAAGAAUACAUUACAUUCUGUUAAGAGUCUUUUGCCUAAAAGCAAGAGCACCUUAGAAGAGACAAAAUUGCCAAAUUCUGUUGCAGAGCAAAACUUUCCGCACAAGACUGAAAGCAUUAAUACAAAAGUCUUGGAAAGCACAUGCAUUGAAAAUAAAAUUUUGAGCACCAAAUCAGAAAUAGGACCAAAUAUUCCUGACAACUCAAAACACAUUAAUAUUUCAACAUCAUCUCAAAUCAGUAAAUCAAAAGUAAAGACACAAACCUCUUUGGAAGCUGUUGGAACAGAUAAAUAUAUAGAUUUCUCUGAUAUUUCAAAACCAAGUGGACAUAUUUCUAACAAAGAAGUAAAGGCUGUUAGUUCUGUGAUUCAGCCUGUUCAUAAAUUCAAGAGCAUUGAAAGUCUUAUAAGUAACAAAUGUGAAACUGAAAGUAAGGAAGGCAAGAAAGUAAAGCAACUACUAACAGUUCCACAAAAUACAGAACCUGCACAAUGCACUGAGUUGCACAUUGAUGUUGAUGACAAAUCAAUUGCAUGUUCAGAAAAGGAAACAUCAAAAAAUACAGACUCUACUUGGACAACUACACCAAUAACAAAGGUUGCAGACACUGAAAGAGGAAGAUCAAUAAGUACAGAACUUACACAUGCAGCAUCAAAAUACACAGAUCUAGAAAUAUUGGCAAGUACCUAUAAGGAAGAAGAAAAGUCUGCUGUCAGUGAAGAAGAAACUGUUGGUAUUGAUAAGGAUAUAACUUGUAACCAAGAAUCUUCAACUUAUUUUUCAACAUCUAAAGAUUCAAAAACUAGUGUUGAAGAACUAGCCCUGUCUAUAGAAAAGACAACUGGAGACCAGAGCAUCUUUCCAGUAUUGUGCAAGGAUAGGCAGUCAUUACUAAAGCAACCUCAUUCUCUACUCAAGGAUUUAAUUUCUACAUCCUCUGAAGAUGCACAUGUGGUAAAGACUGAAUCUUCAAAAAUAACAAAAAAAACUGAGGAAAAAGCUGGGUCUUCAGCUGAAUCAAAAUCAUUUGAGUGUCUUACAGAAAUUGAAGGUAAUUUUAAAUCAAAAAGUCAAACAAAACUUGAAUUAAAUCCAGAAUCAAAAGAUUUUGCAUCAAAAUCUGAAUUAGCUACUGGUUCAAAGGACACAAAUUCUCAGAAAAGUGUUGAGUCAAUAAGAGAUCCUGCUUCUGAAUUAAAAUCAAAGGAGGCAAGUGAAAAAAUACAUACAGAAUUAAAAACAAAAGAGGAUAAUAUUAAAGUUGAAAAUCCUCUGUCUAGUAAGGUAAAGAAUAAGACUGAUAGUCUUUUAAGUGACACACAUGAUCAUAAGAUUUGUUCACCAGAUAAGAGUCCAACAAAAAGUGCUGUUGACAUUAUUAAGUUCACUGAGCAUCAAAUUGAUGUAUUGUCAGUAUUGAAAGGAAAAACUUCAAAGAAUCAAGGCAGCAGUUUAUCAGAGGUCCAGCUUGAUGUUAAAGAUAUUUCGAAAGAAAAUAGUAGUGCCCAAAAAGUAAGUGAAAAAGAACACAGUGUUGAAGUUGAGAAAGAUCAGAGACAGAGAGAUCAUCAAGCAACAAAAUCAUCUUCAGAGUCUGAUUGUAAGACUGUAUGUCAGUUGUCUAGCCACAGUUCAACAAGCUCUUCUGCUCCAUUAGUUAGUGAAGAUAGUUCACAGAAAGCAGCAGCUAGUGAAGUUUGUCCAAAAGGAGAGGUUGUUUCAGAUCUUAAUAUUAAUCCCUCAUUUCUCAAGGCAGAAGUUCAUAUUUCAUGUGCACCUACAGCAGUUCCCUCUUUAGUACAAAAGGCUGAAACCAGUUCUAAUACAAGUUCUGGAUUUGAAAGUGAAAAAGGUUUGUCUUUCAGUGAAAUCAGGAAGGCGGAAGUCAGUUCUGUGAAUAAAACUGUUGCAUUAAAGGAGCAGAAAUCAGAGUCCACAUCAGAACAGGAAAGUGGCACAGUAAGUGCCAUCAAGACAAAUACUGAAGCAGAAAGUUUCCCAAAAAGUGAAGAUCUGAGGACAGAUGAGGAAAAAAUUGUAGAUUGUACUGAAAGAAGAAACAUUAAGGUAGAGUCUACUGAAAGUUCUACAGUAUCUUGUCCACAGAUUACAGAUACCACUAAUGAAAAGGAUAUAUCUUUAUGUAUACCAAAGGAUCAGGCUGACCUUGGAAAUUUAAACACCACAAAUAGUGAAGAAUAUAUUGUCACAAGAAAUAUCACUGAAACUGAUACAACAGCAAACUUUCCAGGAAAUGAAGCAAGUGUAGGCAUUACCAAAACUGGAACAGAUACCUCAUCUGUCAAUGAGAAUAAAACAAAUAUUACAUCAGGUUCCAAGAGUGAAAGUUGUUCUUUGAGUGUUGAGGUUUUCAAAGAAGUCAAUACCACAAGUACUCCAAAAAGUGAAGUUUGCCUUGCUGGUACAGAUAUCAAGACUGAAACAAGUGAAAUCAACAACAGUAGUAAAAGUACCACCAGUACUGAAAUUUGUUCAGCUGGCACAGGCAUAACAAAGACCGAACCAUCUACUAUACUGAUUGGUUCUUCUGAAAGUAAAUUUUGUGAUUCUGACAUUAAAAAUGGGACCAAGACUAUAACUGAUACACCAAAUUCUUCUGAGAAUGUAUUUCAUGCUUUGAGUACAAACACCUCUGGGACUGAAGCAACCAUUGUACAACAUCCCACAAAAGUUUGUCAAAUUGGGACAGACAUCACCAAGACUGAAAAAGGUAAUAUACCAAGUAGUUCUAAGAAUCCAUUGCAUUCUGCAAGUUUGGAUACUACAGGGAAGGAAAUAAGUACUACACAAAAUUUUCCAAAAAGUGAAGGUCUUGGGAGUACAAACUUUGCACAUAGUUUUUCCAAAACUGAAGAUUCCUCUCCUGUAAUAAGCACUACUGAAAGUAAAACCAAUACAUCUGCAACUAAAGUGUAUACUGUAGGCACAGACUUGGCCAAGGAACCCAGCUCUAUACAAAGUUAUUCAACUGGACAUAGCCUUUCUAGUACAGACAUCACCAAAGUUAAAACUGAUACAAUACAGAGUUCUCAUAAAAGUGAAUUUUGCUCCACUGCCACAGUCAUUACAGAAGCUAAAGCAAAUACCACACUAAGUUGUCCAGAGAAAGAGGUCAGUCUAGUGAAUACAGACACUGACAAGACAAAGGGUGAAGAUUAUUCCUCAAAUACAAAUAUUAAGAGUGUAAUUGGCACCACUGUUAGCAGUUACAGUAGUGGGGUUUGUCUUUUUAGUCAAGACCCUGUAAAGAAAACAGAUACUUCAAUAAGUACUCUCAAGGGUGACUGUUCUACGGAGGAUACAUCAAAUUUGGCUAAUAGUGAGGUUUGCUCUCUUAAAACUGAUAUUAUCAAGGCAGAAAUAAGUGCUGGACCAGGUGAGGAAGGUGCUUGUUCUUCAAGUGCAGGGACCACUGAGACCAAGGAUAAUACUUUACCAAGUUCUCUUAAGAGUGAGAGUCCUCUUCUUGGUACAAUCACUGCAAAAAGAGAAGUCUCUUUGACCAAAACAGAUACUAAGGAAAAAGUUUCUGUUGAUACAUUAAUUUCCAAGACUGAGAGUGGAAAUCCUGAAAGUUUUGUUAAAGAUGAAGGUCAUUCCCAAAGUGAAUUGAAAACCAAGGCCGAAAUAUUUUGUAACUUUAGGGAAUCUAAUAUUAAUGAAGGAUCAUCUAAUAUUUCCGAUGACUUGAAGCAGGGUGUACUUUCAAGAUCUUCAAAUUUGAAGCUGCAAUUUACAACUUCAUCUGAAAUUCAUCUAGUUUCCUCUUCAGAGUCCUCAGAAACUACAGGUAACAACAGUACUACUUCAAUUCAAAGUAGACUUGUUUCUGAGCAUUCACUUGUCACUGUUAAUGAAAGGCUAGAUCAGGGGAAAGAAAAGAGUAAUUUUGAUUUGACUGAAUCAAACAGGGAUACUGACAUUGCCAAAGUAAAGGUUGACUCACCCAGCAAAGUUAGCACAGAUAUUGGACAAGUUGAAGUCUCAAGUCCAGUGUACUGUGAGAAGUCAGACAGUGCAAAGGGUGUAGUAAGUGAAUUAUUUGGGAGUUGUGAAGAAUUCACAGAAGAUAAGGGUUCAGGAAGACACAUCAGUACUUCAAACACAAACAAAUCUCUGACAAGUGAGAUAACAACCAGCAUAUCACAACCAGAAAAAGUUACUAAGGACCAAACUUGUGCUUCAGACAUUAUAACCAAAGAAAGCGUAGAAGACAACACAGCUUCAUCUGAUUUGGAAGAUAUUGAAAUCAAGGAUCACCAGCAGCAAAAACCAUUGAACAAACAGGAGGAUUCUCCCAUUGUUAGAACACUAGAGGCACCUACAUCACCAGUAGUAGAGGAAUCAGGUGAUAGUCAAGAGAAAGAACUAUCCAAUCAAGAAACAUCAGAUACUGACAGCAGUUCCAGUUCUGAUUUACUUAUAAAGAUGGGUCGGCGUAGAAAGACGCAAGCUGGAGCAGCAGAAGAAGACAAGGACAUUGUGACUUUGCCAAGCUCACAAAGAAAUCAGAAAUCUAAGGAGAUAGUAAAUGAAAAUAGCACUGAUGGUAUGGAAGAAGCAGAAACCAGCACAAGAGUCUCUCAGAGGACCACACGAGGACGAUCUAAGAGGGAGAGCAGUAAUGGAGAUGUAGACCAAGAAGAAACCAUGAGCACAAGGCGUCAAAGGAGAAGUUCCCGCAGUGCCAGUGUAGAACAAGAAGAGUCAGUUAGCACGAGGCGCCUAAGGAGAAGUUCUCGCAGUGCCAGUGUAGAACAAGAUAAGAUUUUAGGAGUAGAGGUCAGUAGAACAAGGACACGUAGAAGCUCUACUCAAAGUGCUGUGGAAGAGGAUACAGAAAUGGAAUCUGAAAAGUGCCAGGUGAAAAACAUCAGCACACGAGAUGACAGCUCAGAUACGGAAGUCCCUCACAAGAGAGUCCGGAGGUCUCUUAGACAUACUGCUAGUGCUGAUUCUGAAGAGUCUGAAGAAGAAAGCAAAGUGGAUAAAACAGCACCAAAAGGAAGGAAACUUGAGAGCAUUGAGGAAUUAAAUGAAAGUCAACAUGAUACUCCUAAAAAGUCAAAAGAUUUUGAAAACCAAGAUAAAAUUGACCGUAAAAGGAGUGAUGCUAGUGAGGAAAUCUCAAACAAAAGCCCUUCAAGUGACACAGAGAAAGCAGGACAAAAAGAAGAGAAUGAUACCUCUGAUAAAGAGGAAUUGCAUGAGAAACAUGGGCAACAUAUAGAUACUGAAAAGACUAGCACAAAAGGUGGUGAUGACACCUGUGCUAGGAUGAAAACUGAGGUAGACUUCAAGAAAGAAAGGAAAGAGCUCUCAAUGCCAUUGAAACUGCAGCGUAAUGAAGUCAAGCUGGCAUCCACUGAGCUUGACAGGCGAUCACUAUCAAGAUCUCGGUCUUCAAGUUCCUCCAGGUCUCCUUCUCCGAAGAAUAUAAAGCAUGCUGAAAUCCCACCAUCGAAAUCUAAGAAGGAAUCUAGGAUCAGUAAUAGUGAAAAGUCUGAGCAAAAUAGGUUGCCAGAAAAACAACUGGAUUUAACGGAUAGCAGAAGUCCCAGUGAAGAUUCAAAGAAGACAAGCCAUCGACCCAGAUUAAUGAGAAAUGAAGUUAAAGUUACACAGAGUUCACCUGAAAAAUCUGAACGAAGUAGGAAACACAGCUUCCAUUCAAGUGAAAGUUCAUCUGAUGAUUCUUCAAGGUCUCCCACUCCCAAGAAACGUAAGAAAAGGCACUCCUCAUCCUCAAGUUCGUCCAGCAGCUCAUCGAGAUCAAGGUCACGACACUCCAGGAAGAGGUAUGAGAAGCGUUCAGGCUCUGAUCACAGGAAUGAUUCUGGCUCAGUUGAUCAGCAUCCUGUAACAAAGUCAGCUGAAAGUUGCAGAUCCAAAGAAGAUGAGGAGAAUGAAAAGACAAAACAUAGAGCCAUAAAUUUCCCAGGUGGAAAGAAAAAUCGCCACUCAUACUCACGUUCUAAAUCUCCAGAUGAGAAAGUCUCAAAAGAUGAAGAACCUGAUGUACAGCAUGAUGGCACUUCUGGUGAAGACAUGAAGAAGGAAAUAUACAGUGAGAAUAAACAGCAGCUUGAGGAAGAGGAAAAAGAGCAUGCAGUAACUAUUGAUUAUUCUUCAUUCAAAUCAGUCCGUAAAGUUAGUCUAUCUAGAGGAAAGUCUCGUGAAGAGGAGGAUACUGAGAAGCCCAAGAAGAAGAAAUGGGGAAGUUCAUCAAAAAAGCCAUCUGUUGAUAUUUCUUCAGCUUCUUUGAAGACAAUAAUUCCUGAUGUGAAGCCACUGUCUGCCUCUGAGGUUCAUAUGGGAGAAGAUUCAGCUCCAGAAAGUGGAGAGGCAAGUGACUUGGAGGGUCCUACCCCUCCACCAACAACAGUGUUCCAAGUGACGACGCUCACUGAAGAGAGGGAUGACAAGGAAAAGGUAGAAAAUAAGCCAAGGCGUGAAGUAAGGGAAGUGACAUCGCCAGUCCCAGUAAAGCAAAAGAAGCACUCUCCAAGUCCUGAAGAAAAAAGGAGCCGGAAAAUUCAUCUCUUCGAAGGACCUGUUCCCAGCACCAAACCAGCAAUUGCUCCAUCUCGCAACCCACCAUCCAGAGUGGUGUACAUACAGAACUUAGUGCGACCCUUUACUAUUAACCAGUUGAGAGAACUACUGCAACGCACUGGACGGCUUACUGAAAAUGGCUUCUGGAUAGACAACAUUAAGUCAAAGUGUCUUGCCAUGUAUGAAACAGAAGAUCAGGCCCUGGAGACUAGAAUGGCACUUCAUGGUGUACGUUGGCCUGUCUCAAACCCCAAAAAUUUAUUUGUUGACUUCUCUACCGAGACGGAGAUGAAGAAAAGGAUGGCAGAUUUUUCUCCUCCACCUCAAAAAACUAUAGAAGAUCGCAGGGAUGAGAGGUGGAAGCGUGAGGGACCUGUGCGAGAAUGGGAUCUUGCCAAGAUUGGAGAACGUUCACCUGGAGAGAAAGAGCGGGAGAGAGAAAGACUCCGCAGAGAGAGAGAGGAGGAGAGGCUGAGAGAACACAACAAACCUAGGAGCCCAGGAAGAGAACAAGAAAAGAAACCAGAAGAACCACCUGCAAAAUUGUUGGAUGAUCUAUUCCGUAAGACAAAAGCUCAGCCUGCAAUAUAUUGGCUCCCACUGACUGCAGAACAG